This is a messenger RNA of Fusarium verticillioides 7600, 1096 nucleotides long. RefSeq lists its product as hypothetical. The record is from RefSeq and is a predicted model, not a curated record. NCBI's taxonomy places the organism in Eukaryota, Fungi, Ascomycota, Sordariomycetes, Hypocreales, Nectriaceae. Bases 617 to 910 code for a protein of 97 amino acids. The transcript has 2 exons.
UCCACAGCCACCCCCGUUAUAUAACUGUGCCCCUGGCUAGUAGUCUCAUCAGCAUUUAGGAUUUCACCAGACGAGUUGACACAUGUCCAGGGUCUUCAGCUACAUCCUCGGGUCAGUAUUCACCCUAUUCCGGAUACUACAUAGCUGCCAUCUAUCAUCUCCGACUUCACUCAACUCAUGCAUUGUCGGUCACAAAAGAGAGACCGUUGGGAAUCAAGACCCUGUAUUUGCGCCUCUUGGAAAGAAGGUUGCGGCCGCUAGAAGAAAUCUCACCCGAAGGAUUCGGUACGUUGUUCUCUUUGGCCCACCGCUUGGUUCGCACGGCAGUGAUGGGCUCAGGUACCGACCGCAUCCCCAACAACUAGCGAACAGAUGAACCUGUUUAGACUCCCUCCUCCUCAUCCCGCCAUUAGUAUGAUGCUUGCCGCAGUUGAUCGUAUGACCACUGACGCCGUCCAUGCAUACCAUAUCGCAAGACUCGGCGGAAGAGAAAAGCAUGGCGUAGAGUAACCCUUGAUAUCCCUCUGCGAAGCCCUGUGGAGGAAUCCUACAAGCAAAGUCUUCAGAUCCACCCCCUUUGUCUUACUUGAUUAGACAUCAACCAGUUUCUGUGACUAUGACCUGGCCACCAGAGUUCAAUGAGAUAUGGCUUUCAUCAAAUAUGUUUGCUCUUGUAAGCAAUAUAGUUGUUCGAUAUCGUUCAAGGUUUUCAACAGCAGAAGCUCUGAUGCACAUACGGAACUGUACAACAACUAGUCAACGACUUGCACAACAAGCUCCGUCAUCACAAGAAAUUGAAGGGCCAGUCAAGAGGGCUAUUUUCACCUGUGCCGAAGGCGGUAAGUUGACGCUACACGGAUAUCUGGGCCGUGGAAAGGAGGCUAGUUGUCCAGGGUACAUGAGGCACUGAACGCUCCCGCGGAUAUUGACCGAUAGCGGAACACGGAUAUUAUACACCUAUAUAGAGAGAUAACAAGACCAUAGUAUAGAUGGAGACUACAUUAUUGCAGUCAGACCAGUCACGAAGCAAGUCAAGAGAUACACAUGUUGUGUUGCUCUGGGGUAUUGUAACUUCGUAGCUUCGCCUACCUCGAGG